Nylanderia fulva is the source of this 2241-nucleotide messenger RNA. It is a transcript of the gene Fen1, whose product is annotated as Flap structure-specific endonuclease 1. The record is from RefSeq and is a predicted model, not a curated record. Gene Ontology annotation, molecular function: 5'-3' exonuclease activity; magnesium ion binding; RNA-DNA hybrid ribonuclease activity. Lineage: Eukaryota; Metazoa; Arthropoda; Insecta; Hymenoptera; Formicidae. Gene Ontology annotation, cellular component: nucleus.
ACGAAGUUCACUCCAAGCUCCUUGGAAACGUUCGAAAUAAAAUCCACAAGUAAUUCUAAAUUAAAAUCAAGUGUGAAUAAUAAUGAAUUAUUAAUAUGAACUUUGGAUCCGGUUAUAAAACAAGUUUAUAGAGUCAAUACAGGAAUAUCACUGCGGAGAGAUAUAAAAGGAGAAUAUAAGAUACGAAUAUAAGAUAUCUAAACAUGUAGAGAAAAAAAUAUUGUUUUUUCAAGAUAAUUAUCAGAUAAUACUUACACGGAGAAAAAUACUGUUCCGAUAUUGUCAGAGGCUCAGAGACAAGUGAUAAAUUGAAAGUUACAAGUUGGCAAUUUGCAACGCACUAAUGUAUGAGCGCACGUCACGUCCAUGCCCCAUGUGCAUGUGCAUCAACGCUUCGGCCAGCUUCGGCCAGCUUCGGCUAGCUUCGGUCUUCGGUCAGCUUCGGCAAGCUUCGGCUAGCUUCGGUCAACUUCGGCAAAAGAGAGCAACUCUUGAGAGGGAGAGGAACUGUCUUUACAACAAAAGUCCCGCGCUUUUUCUUGCAUGAUAAAUAUUCUGCAAACAUGGGUAUUUUAGGCCUAUCAAAGUUAAUAGCAGAUAUAGCUCCCGAAGCUAUUAAAGAACGAGAAUUGAAGCAUUAUUUCGGUCGCAAGAUAGCUAUUGAUGCCUCUAUGUGUUUAUAUCAAUUUCUCAUAGCUGUGCGCAGUGAAGGGGCUCAGCUCACUACUGUAGAUGGUGAAACAACCAGCCAUUUAAUGGGUACAUUUUAUCGGACCAUACGCUUGGUAGAGCAAGGAAUAAAACCUGUAUAUGUAUUUGAUGGUAAGCCACCAAAUUUAAAAAGCGGAGAAUUAGCUAAACGAGCUGAGAAAAGAGACGAAGCACAAAAACUCUUACAAGCCGCUGAAGAAGAUGGAAAUGUGGAGGCUAUUGACAAAUUCAGCAGAAGAUUGGUUAAAGUUACAAAAACUCACGCUGAUGAAGCUAAACAAUUACUUCAAUUAAUGGGCAUACCCUACAUUGAUGCUCCUUGUGAAGCUGAAGCACAAUGCGCUGCUUUAGUAAAAGCUGGUAAAGUUUUUGCCACUGCUACGGAAGAUAUGGAUGCACUCACUUUUGGUAGUAAUGUAUUACUUCGACGUUUAACUCUCAGUGAAGCCAGAAAAUUGCCUGUACAAGAGAUUCAUUAUGAUAAGGUUCUUGCAGGUUUAGAGUUGAAUCAUAAUGAGUUUAUUGAUCUCUGUAUUAUGCUGGGUUGUGAUUAUACUGGCAGCAUUAAAGGCGUUGGUCCAAAAAGAGCAAUAGAAUUGAUAAAAAAUCAUAGAUCUCUUGAUACAAUUAUUGAAAAUAUAGAUAUUAAAAAAUACCCCAUUCCCGAAAAUUGGAAUUACGAAGAUGCAAGAUUAUUAUUUCAAGAACCAGAAGUAAUGAACGUAGAAGAUAUCCAAUUAAAAUGGUCUGAACCAGAUGAAGAAGGUCUGGUAAAAUAUCUAUGUGGUGAUAAGCAAUUUAACGAAGAACGGAUCAGAAACGGAGCUAAAAAACUUCACAAAGCCCGAAAUACAUCCACACAAGGCAGAUUGGAUUCAUUCUUUAAAGUUUUACCAAACUCUUCUCCGACACCGAAACGAAAGACAGAAGAAAAAAAGCCUCCGGCUAAAAAGGCGAAAACAGCAGGUAAUAGUAAAUUCCGUGGAAAAGCAAAGUGAGAGUAACAUUUAACAAACAGAGCAUCCCAUGCCAAGCAGCCGUUAUAUGGUAAGCUGGCAGAUGCUUCGAAGUUACAAGAUUUAGGCCGUCUUGCUACUUGCGUUUCUGGAACGAUUAUAUAUUCCGCCAUCGUGCCAGAAGCCCACGAUGGAACGGCUAAAAAUACUUCAUCUCCAAUAUCAAAGUUGAUAACACCUUUUCCAAUGUCAACUAUCACUCCUGCACAAUCUCUCCCUAAAGUUACAGGCAGUUCUUUCUGUUUCAAAAUAAUAUAUACAUAUGUAUUCAUGUAUUAUAACAAUAUUAUGCAAGAUAUCAAUAGUCUUGAGAAAAUGUAUACUCACUCCAGAAUUAAGUAAUUUUCUAUAAAUUCUAGAAUAACCAGAACAUAUCUUUGUAUCAAUAACAUUAAGUGAAGCGGCUUUAACUUGUAUUAAUAAGUCGUUCGAUUUUUUGAUCGUUGGCAUUUCGACAUCGUCUACCAUCAACACACCCUAUGUGAUAAAUAGAAAAAAUUAUUAUAUUCAAAAA